Messenger RNA from Exophiala bonariae, 861 nucleotides. RefSeq lists its product as uncharacterized. Gene Ontology annotation, molecular function: methyltransferase activity. The record is from RefSeq and is a predicted model, not a curated record. The coding region runs from base 1 to 861 and encodes 286 amino acids. Lineage: Eukaryota; Fungi; Ascomycota; Eurotiomycetes; Chaetothyriales; Herpotrichiellaceae. The transcript has a single exon.
AUGGCGCCAGGAAAUCACCCGGGUAAUUACACCCAGGGGUACUCUCAACAGACGUUGUCGUCACAUCUGCUACGCACAGCGGAGACAGACGCUGCCUUUCUUUUACCACAUAUCAAGAAGCAUCACAAGGUUCUCGAUGUCGGAUGCGGCCCAGGGACUAUUUCCUUGGGGUUCGUCAAGUAUGCGAGCGAAGGCACGACUGUUGGUAUAGAUAUCUCAGCAGAAGUGUUGGAGAAGGCCAAAAGCAUGGCGGCGGAAGCCGAGAUUCUCAACACAGGACCUGGUUCAAUAAGUUUCGAGGCCGGUGACAUCCUAUCAGGCCUGUCAUAUGCUGAUAACUCAUUUGACAUUGUAUACUGUGGUCAAGUGCUAGGGUAUUUCGUGGAGUCCCCAGAUCUGCCAGUCCAAGCAUUGACUGAGAUGCGACGAGUUCUGAAGCCAGGAGGUAUUUUGGCAACGCGUACAGGAGCGGAGCAGCACUUUUAUCCACGGAGCUUUGAUCUCGACCGGCUAUGGGUGCGGAAUUUCGAAAGAGCUGUUUACAAAGGUGUGGUGCCUGCUGUAGAUUCGGUUGGGAACAGCAUGCCUGGGCUAUUUCGCAAGGCCGGUUUCGACCUGGAGAUUGGGGGAAUCCAUGUCAGCGCUGGAACGACUGUUUAUUCGACACCCGAAGCUCGAAAAUGGUUGGCUCUGCGGGGAACCAGCCAGUUGCAGCCUGGUGAUGCUUUUCACCAAAGCUGGCUAGAUGCCGACAUCACUAAUGAGGAGAUUGAGCAGACCUUGAAAGCCGUGGCGGAAUGGGCUGAGCACGAUGGUGCUUGGUUUGUGGCGUUACAUUGCGACGUGCUUGGAUGGAAGUAA